Hyalella azteca is the source of this 4726-nucleotide messenger RNA. RefSeq names its product MAM and LDL-receptor class A domain-containing protein 2. Gene Ontology annotation, cellular component: membrane. The transcript is spliced from 16 exons. Bases 21 to 3704 code for a protein of 1227 amino acids. NCBI's taxonomy places the organism in Eukaryota, Metazoa, Arthropoda, Malacostraca, Amphipoda, Hyalellidae. The record is from RefSeq and is a predicted model, not a curated record.
UCAUUGAACCAAAAGAAAUAAUGGAACGUCACACCACGCAGCAACCUGCAACCAGCAAUGAAAUUCUAAACAGUACGAUGGAAACUGUAGCUGAUGAGCCACAACUCACCGAUGGAUCAUCAGAAAAUGCAACUGUCAGUCCAAUUACGCCGGACAUUUCAAUCGAAACUCUCGACACUACAACUGUAUCGGUUAGUAACGAGCACCACUCUACUACUAGAUCACCAGAAGAAGCGACAAUGAAUCCUUCUACGCAGCAAACUGCAAUCGAGGUGGAAACAUUCGACACUAUUGGUGCAACUGUUAGCAUCAAGUUUUCUACUAUCACCGAAGAUACUACUACGAGUCUAAAUACGCAAUACACGUCAAUUGGAGAAGGAAUUCAGGACUCUACAGGCGUAACGAUUAAUGAGGAACUAAUAUCAACUACUGGAACUGGACCUACAGAAGGAACGAGCUCAAGUCCCACUACAUUCGGGAGUGAAAACCCUGACACUACAGUCGUAACUAUCGAAGAUGUUACUCUAACAUCAGCAAUGCAAGGAGAAGUAACAAAUGAAAAUCAAACUUUGCAUAACACUACCUACUUUGAUGAAAAUCAAGCCACUACAGUGACUGCAGGCGAAUUUGAACUUACUUCUGAUAUACCAGAAGAAACUAUUGAAAGCUCUUUGGUCAUGAAUAGUACCGGCGCGGAAGAAAGCCAGUUGCCAAUUACAAUGGCUGAUUGGGUAGAAUCUACCACUAAAUCAAUAGAACUUGUGACUUUCAACGAUAACAUCGAGCAUGAGAACUUCGUAACAGAACCAGUAAUAGCAACUGAAUCCAGUGUUGAAUCGCAGACUGCGUAUACCACAUCGACGCACAAAGAUUAUACCGACCCCCUUCAAGAAACCACUGCUACACGAACAACAGCUGCAGAGGCCAAAUCUGUCUCUGAUAUAUUGAUAUCACCAGCAGAAACUUUUGUCGAAUCUGACCAUAAAGAAGAGGCAAAUGACCUUCUUACUACUCUGAAAGGCCAAAGUGGUGACAAUUCACUCACUACUCAACCUAUGAAAUCUACAUCGAUGACAACUGCCAAACCUCCAUUGUCGAUUCCUUCUGUGGCGCUGGUGUCUUCAUCACCUUCCGUAACUACAUUUCGACCAACUGCGUCUUCGGAGUCACGAAUACGUCCAACUUUGAAACCCAUGCCAACUCCUGCGCCGAAAAAGCCUGAUUCUGUAACUACUGAAACCGAGCCAAGAAUCGUCCACCAUCCUCUAUUGGUCGCAACGCAGGAGCGAAUAUUGAAUGCUGAGUUUCGACCAGAGACCUGCGAUUUCGGCACCAACGAGGACGUAGUUCUAUGCCGCUGGAUGAACGUGAACUUUACGACUCUGAAGUGGCGCGCGUCGCGGGGGGAGAAUGCGUUCUGGUUAGGAGGCCCACCUCAGGAUGUCACCUACGGAGACAAGUUUGGAGGCUACGCUCUCUUCGAAACUUCAGAAGAAGCGGACUCGACUCGAGGCCCAGUACCGUUCGAGUCAGCGAUGCUCAUCUCGCCCCUCCAAGGUGUAACUCGAGCUGAAGGAGUGUGUGUCAAGUAUUGGUAUGCUAUCGAUGGGCUGAGCGCGGACCGAGUUCGGGUUCUACUUCACCCGAUGCCAAAUGCCAAGUUUGUGCGACCGCACACUGGCACCACCAACGUCAACCCUGACCUGGCCACAAACCCGAGCACAAACCCGAGCACCGGCACGAACACAAACACUAACAUUCCAACUGGAACACAACAGCAAUGCGUUAACCCACAGAACCCGAACAACUUUUUCUCAAUGCUUGACAUGCUGCGUGACUACGAUGGUAGCGGCGACGUGGUGCUGUGGGAAGCAAGAGAUGUCACGCAGGGGCAGUGGAAAGAAGGACAGCUUGUGUACACUUACAACCUUCCUCAUGCCAUCAUAGUGGAAGGCAUCCCUGUCCCCAACGGAGAUCUCAACCGACGCUUCCGUGGAUACAUCGCCAUCGAUGAUCUGAACUUCGCCCUGCCCAGCGAGUGCGGGGCGUUCUGUACCUUUGAAGCUGGCACUUGUGGCUGGGUUCAAGAUAAAGAAACUGAUGACUUCGACUGGUCUCAGAGUCGCGGCAGCAUGAGCCAGGCCACGGGUCCCCCUAGGGACAGGUCGGCGUCUGAGAACGGCGGCAUGACGGGCGGUUUUGCCGUCAUCGACUCCAGCUACCCGCGCCGACCGGGUGACCGCGCGCGCCUCAUGACGGAGGAGUUCCAAGCGACUGACCCGAACAGCCCGCUGUGCAUGCGCUUCUGGACACACAUGCAUGGGGUGGGCAUUGGGACGCUGCGUGUACUCAUCAUCAACACUCAGGACCGCAAAGCCCGCACAAUUUGGCAAAUUUCCGGGGAGGCUGGCAAAAUCUGGUAUCAAGGACAAGUUCCCAUUGCAUCUGCAACCCCGUUCAAGAUCGCAUUCGAAGCUGAAGUUGGGCUGAGCGAUCUCGGUGACAUCGCCCUGGAUGACAUCUCCAUCAUCCAAGGACCGUGCCCCAGUGCACCACAGAUAGCUGGAAAUAACCUGGGCGACUGUACAUUUGAAGUGGAUGAGUGUGGAUGGAUUAACCCUGGUGUCAGAGAUCGUCUGGAUGAGAUCGACUGGGUCCGCACCAUUGCAUCCGAAAACCGGGAGCCCAAAACAGAUCACACCAUCGGCACGCCCCAAGGAUUCUUCAUGAUUGUCCCCAAAACUUCCUCGCUGAGGGGAGGUGACCGCGCUUGGCUGCGUUCCCUUACAAUGAACGGCUCCACCAUCGCCUCCUGCAUCUCGUUCUGGUACUACAUCUCUGACCCCACGAACGAACCAUCAGCACCGUCUCUUGGUUCACUCUCUGUCUUCGUGUGGAGCGAAGACCCAAAAACAGGAAACGUAAUAUUCCAGUCCGUGUGGUCUUUGAUGAACCACCAAGGCCCCAACUGGCUCUAUGCCCAAGCUAGGGUGCUGAGCGAGACCAGCUACGCCAUCAUCUUCGAAGGGGCGUGGGGAAACUCCAGGGGCAACGGAUUCAUCGGCAUUGACGACAUCACAAUCUACUCGGGUGAUUGUUCAACCUUACCGCCCAAAGCAACGGUUAUGGUCGGCGACUGCGACUUCCAACGCGACUCAUGCCGCUGGGUCAACACGACUACUGACCCCGACUUUAGGUGGUCCUAUGCAUCCAUCGCCCGCCGCCCCACUUCUAUACUCGACCACACCUUCGGGGGACCUCUUGGCUACGUUUUCUUCGACGUGUUCAACCAGAACGCAAACCCACAAUCGCUGCGUCUAACGUCGCCGGUGCUGCGCGGACAGACUGUUUGCUUCAGCUUCUGGUACGCGGCUUUUGGCUCGGGCUCCACCACUUCACUCAAGGUGCUCCAAGUCCUGCCUGACUCCACCGACUCCAUCACAGGAGAAACGUUAUGGAAAUUGGAGGUUUUGGCGGGCCUUCAAGCUCGUCCGGAGUGGAAAUUUGCGCAAGUUCCAAUCCCGGCAUCAAACGACUUCCGAAUUACGUUCGAAGGGAUGGCCAGCAACGGGGGCUUUGCCAUCGACGACAUAAAAAUUUAUAAGGACACCUGCCUGAUUCGCCCACGAGAAGCCAACCCUCUGUACAAGCCUGGAGAUGAGAACCAUAUUCCCGGAACGAGGAAUGCAGAUGUGCCUACGUAAAUCUACACCUUGCAUGGUUAACAAUACAUUCCUAAGCAACGAUAAAAUUAUCUUAAUGUCCCACAUACCUUCUUUGCACUUGCUCAUAAGCGUAGCAAUUUGUUCGGAACGACGUUGGUCCGAAUUUUGAGUGUGUAGAUUAUUUCCUUCAGCUUACCUCGAACCGUAAUAUGCCAUCAUUUGAGAAUAAAAACGCAGAGAAAAAUUACUAUAAAAUAUGAUCGUAAUGUGGUAGAAUUAUUAAUGGCAUGUAACACAUAUGAAUUGGUCGGUGAGUAGCUCAUAUAUGUGAAUUGAGUCUUGAAUGGUGAGAGUAAUGCAUCGCAACGCUGAAUCCGAUUUAGAGAAAUUCAAAAGGCAUCAGUAGAUAUUUGUAACCUCUAUCGCUGCUUUCUGCAAUCUUUAUUUCAAAUCCAUCAUCUCCGUCUUGCUUCUGGACUAAAUACACUUAUAAGCUUUAAAAGUUAGUGAGUGAUAUGUGAAAAUUGCCAUGAAUUUCUAGCAUUGAUUUAUCAUUUCAACGAGGGCAUUUGUAUCCUUAUUAGGAAAUUGAUGGUGAAUCGCUUAUUGUUAUAAAUUUUAGUCGAAUUUUUGUGUAACAAGAUCGACGCUGUUGUUCAAAGAUUCAAUUUUAAUCUGUUCAGCGCUGAUCGUCGUGCAAUAGUUUUUAAAUGGAAUGACGUGCUAUUGCGUGUCAUUCGCCAAGACUUUUCUGACAUUGAAAACAAAUUUGGUAGUUUUAUUACAGAAUUCUGUUGGAAUAUCAUGAAGUUUUGUAUAUAAUACUGUGAAAAGAAUUCAUUCUGAAUGUUUAAUUUAUUCCACUAGCUUUUACCCACAAGUUUUUUUUAGAAUUAAGAUUAAAUUACUUACGGACAAAUGCUAGAAUACGAAAAAAUUUGUUUCCGGUUGCGAUUCCACUCACCCGUACAAUGCUUAUAGUAUGUUGCUCACAAUCUAAAUAAUUUUCAUUGAACUUAUUACCUAUUUCGAUCAAUUGUAAAGCAAAAAUGGUUCUAUUU